Emericellopsis atlantica is the source of this 270-nucleotide messenger RNA. RefSeq names its product DASH complex subunit Dad1-domain-containing protein. Lineage: Eukaryota; Fungi; Ascomycota; Sordariomycetes; Hypocreales; Bionectriaceae. Gene Ontology annotation, cellular component: spindle microtubule; mitotic spindle; mitotic spindle pole body. The record is from RefSeq and is a predicted model, not a curated record. The coding region runs from base 1 to 270 and encodes 89 amino acids. The transcript has 2 exons.
AUGGAGCCAAGGGAAAAGACUUACUUUGAGCUUCAUCGUGAAGCCCUACUCUCGGAGAUCGCUGUGAGCUUCGAGCAUGUCCUGGCCAACAUCAACAAGCUUAAUCGCUCUCUCGAGUCAGUAAUAACCGUUGGCAACGAGUUCUCCUCCGUCGAGGCCCUUUGGUCCCAAUUUGAGAAUGUCAUGGCAAAAGAAGACAAGGGGGAUGCCCAGCAGCAGCAGCGCAAGGAUGAGGGGCAUGCGGAAGAGGACGUCAAAGAUGGAAAAUAA